UGGACGUGAGCGGGUCUGCUGAGUGGCUUCUUGCUCGUAAAGAUGAUACCUUGAAUAUUUUAGAAGUUUAACAGCCCUGCCACAUCUUUCUUUCUCCCCACUGGUAGACUAUCAGUUUGGAGGAACACAAUGGGACUGUGGACAUUUUGGAGUUUUUCUCUUUUGGCUUUCGUAUUGAUGCACCACUUUCAACCCAAGUUUGUGGCUCAAGCGGAAUUAAGUUCUGCCGGAACAAACGACAGAUUGUAUCGCCUGGAGGUAACACAGCUGGAGGCACGUGUAACCCAAAGAUCAAAAGUCUCACUCAAAGUCGAUAAUCGCACAAAAGUUUUAAGCGCUUUUGAAACAGAAACACCCGAUGCGGAACCGAACCAUGACAAGCAAGUGGAGAAAGAUGCACAGAGUGGACUUGAGGCACCGAUCGGCGUCAAAACUGCACCAAACUACCACCGUCUCAAAAUACCUGGUAAAAAGUAUAGUGACACGUACGAAGACAACCAAAGGCGACGCACGGCGACUAUAAUAUCAGAAAAGAAAAUCCCUGACCCAAGAAAGAGGGGAAAAAGGAGUGUGGAUACAGCACACACAGAAAAUGUGGAAAGGAGUACAAGUGGACAAGCGCAGUUAAGAGAGAGGUUUGUGGAGACUGUCCAUGGUGGUUCCAACUCCAGAGCUGAGUACCGGCGCGUUGGGGAGGAAGCCAGGGGGUCUAACCCGAGGCAAAGUGAACCGCACCUGGACACUUCCACUUUUGCGCUGUCGGGAGACUCUGCGCACAACCAGGCGAUGGUGCACUGGUCCGGACACAACAGCAGCGUGAUCCUGAUCUUGACUAAACUGUACGACUUCAACCUUGGGGCUGUUACUGAGAGCUCACUUUGGAGAUCCAGUGAUUAUGGAAGCACCUACACCAAACUCAAUGACAAAGUGGGCUCAAGGACAGUUUUAAGUUACCUCUACGUCUGCCCUACCAACAAACAGAAGAUAAUGAUGCUUAGUGACCCAGAGGUAGAGCUCGCUGUUCUCAUCAGUUCAGAUGAAGGGGCAAGCUUUGAGAAGCAUCCCAUUAACUUCAAUAUCCUAAGCCUGCUCUUCCACCCUGCGCAGGAGAACUGGAUACUGGCCUACAGUCACGACAGCAAGCUGUACAGUUCAGUGGACUUUGGGAGGAAAUGGCAGCUGGUUCAUGACAACGUGAUGCCAGGCCGAUUCUACUGGGCGGUAAUGGGGCUGGACAGAGAAUCAGAUGUUGUCCACAUCGAGACGCGCAUCGCAAAAGGCCGUGCCAAGUAUGUGAAGUGCAGAGCCCAACAAUGCUCAGAAGGGAACAGACAGUACCUCUUUCCUGGAUAUGUAGACACCAACUCACUGGUUGUUCAAGAUGAAUAUGUUUUCACACAGGUAACCAAGUCAGGACGAGCCAGUUACUUUGUCUCCUACAUGAGAGAACCCUUCAAGCAGAUGCAAUUACCUAAAUAUUGUCUACCAAAGGACAUGCAUAUUAUCAGCACAGAUGAGAAGCAGGUAUUUGCUGCAGUCCAGGAGUGGAAUCAGAACAACACUUACAGCCUUUAUAUCUCAGACUCCCCUGGGGUCUACUUUACCCUUUCAUUAGAGAAUCUGAGAACCAGCAGAGGCCCCGCCGGUAACCUACUGGUUGACUUUUAUAAGAUCGAGGGGAUAAAUGGCAUGUAUCUCGCCAACAAACUGGUGGAUAGUCACAUCAAGAGUUUUAUAACAUACAACAAGGGACAGACAUGGGCCCUGCUGCCAGCGCCUGCCACUGAUGUGGCUGGGAAUAACCUUCACUGCAUCCUGCCAUUUUGUUCGCUGCAUCUUCAUCUGGAGAUGUCGGAGAACCCCUACACGUCUGGACCCAUCACCAGCAAAAAGUCUGUACCGGGCAUCAUUGUGGCUACAGGGAAUAUUGGAACAGAGCUGUCCUCCGCCAACCUUGGGAUGUUUAUAACAUCAGAUGCAGGAAAUAGCUGGAGACAGAUUUUUGAUGAAGAGCACAACGUUUGGUUUCUUGACAAUGGAGGAGCUAUGCUGGCAGUCUUACAUGCAGAGGCGCCUAUUCGAAACUUAUGGAUCAGUUUGGAUGAAGGAAAGAAAUGGGACCGUCACAGUUUCUCCUUGGCACCUCUGUAUGUGGAUGGAGUUUUAAUGGAGCCAGAAUCUGACAAUCACAUUAUCACUUUCUUUGGACACUUCAGCCAUCGCUCAGAGUGGCAGCUUAUCAAGAUCGACUACAAGGGCCUCUUUAGCAGGAGGUGCAUGGAUGGAGAUUAUCAGACGUGGCACCUGCACAACAAGCGAGAGCUGUGUGUGAUGGGUGAGAAGCAAAUCUAUAUGAAGCGUCGUCCGGGAAACCGCUGCAUGCUGGCCCAAGACUACUCAAGGAUCUAUUCCUCGGAGCCAUGCCUCUGCACAGCCUAUGAUUUUGAAUGUGAUUAUGGGUGGGAACGCCAGACGAACGGGAAGUGCUCCCCUGCUUUUUGGUUUAAUCCAAAUGGUGCCGCUAAAAGCUGCAGCUCCAGCCAAAGCUUCCUUAACAGCACAGGGUAUCGGAAGGUUUUGUCCAAUAACUGUAAGGAGGGAGGGACGAAUGUGUACUCACCCAGGAGGCAGGGGUGUCGUCCCAGACCACCCCAAGGUCUCCGGCUGUCUACCAGUCAAGGAGAGCUCAGUGCCACUGUUGGAAGCAACGUCACUUUCACGGUUUACCUUGACGAUGGAGACUCGCUGAGGACCAGCAUCCAGCUAGACUUUGGGGAUGGCAUCAAGAUCACAUACUCUAACCUGAGCAGAACUGAUGAUGGCAUCAAGCACAUCUACAGAACAACUGGGAUUUACCGAGUGACAGCUUCAGCUGAAAACAGCCAGGGAUCUGACAGCAGCACACUGUUUUUACACAUCACCAGUCCAGUGGAGCGUGUAUAUCUCUCUGCUCCUAUUGUAACCAUCCGGGGAAAGGAGGCUAAUCUAACUGCAGUGGUUUGGCCAAGUCACACCAGAACAUUGACCUUCUUCUGGUGGUUUGACAACAGCUCUGAGCCCAUUAUAACCUUGGAGGGAAGCAUCUCUUACACAUUUCAGAGAAGGGGAAAAAACAAGGUCACGGUCCAGGUUGCUUCUGGGAGCACCAUAAUGCAGGAUUCAAAAGUUAUAACUGUUAAAGAGUUCUUCAGGUCGCUGUUGUUAUCAUUCUCGCCAGCUCUUGAUGAACACAAUCCUGACAUCCCAGAGUGGAGGGACGACAUAGGGCGCGUGGUGCGGACAGCUCUGUCACAGGUGUCUGGAGUUCCUGAAGAGCAGCUGCUGGUGUCUUUAUAUCCUGGACUUCCAAGUACAGCAGAGCUCUUUAUCCUACCUGAUGAGCAUACAUCAAGUGAGCACAAGAGGAGCAGCGAGGAGUCUCUAGAGAGUAUAUCAAAUAUUUUUGUCACCGCCCUGAACCAAGGACUGGUCCAGUUUGAGCUGAAAGCCGACAUCCGCAUUAUUGUGUACAUGACUCAGCAAACUUUGGCACCACUUGUGGAUUCAAACUCCAUCCACAGUGGGUCGGCCAUGCUAAUGCUCCUCACUGUGGUAUUUGUUGGUUUAGCUGCAUUCUUCAUCUACAAGUUCAAAAGGAAAAUCCCUUGGAUCCAUGUUCAGACUGAGGACAGUCACGAGAAGGAGCCCGAAGUGAUCAGCACAGUUGGUCAGAACGAUAACAUGUCCAAGGUCAAGCUCAGCGAGUUUCCGUCUCCGAAAGAACUAAUGGAGAAGGAGCUGGAGGCCAGGAGCAGAGGAGGAAAUGGAAGAAAUAUGGAGAGGAUUGUUACAAGGGAAUUUCCAAACUGUACUAAUGUCUAAAACAAGUGCUCUGUUACUGAGUAAGUACAGAUUGUUGUGUUACAAUUGUGCUGAAAUUGUUUGCUUUGUUACCAUUUUAUUUGUUUUAUUUUUAUUUCAUGCUGAUAGCCGCUAUCAUUCAAAGUCAUGUUUUUUAACUCACAUGGAUAUAAUUAGUAUGUACUUUACACACACACUACUUGAUGAAGAUCAAUCCACCUAGCUAGACUCUUGGGCCUCUAGUUUGAGGGCAGUGAAUUGCUAAAAUUGGCUGAUAACUAGCAUCAACACCCACCCCACGAUUCUGCAUCAACACCAUGGAUGUAUUGCUGAUGAUGAGUGCUUAUCUGUUUUUAAACCAGGCAGUGUCAACCUCACAGCAGUACUCAACACUGAUUACCUAGAGCAAUGCGCAUUGAUUUGAUGAGAGGCAAUGAAAAUUCAAAUAACAGUAACAAUCGCACUCAAAAUGGAGCGUGUCUAGACGUUAGAGACCCCUCCUUUGUAAUCCAUCCUACACUUCAUGGUGUUGACCCAUGUUGUCCAGAAAUAUGUGAAAUGAAGGCAUUCCUGUAUGGCGUAUAUAAUAAAUAAAUAAUGGUUUUACAUGUACAGUUUUUACAGAAUAGAAUAUAUUCAUGCAGCAUCAUGAGUUAUCAUUGUACGUGUUCAGUAAGGUGAAGUACUUGUACCAUUAAUGCAUCCAUAAUAAUUCAUGCUUUGUUUUAACAUUUUAUUGUUGGUGGUAAAUAAAGUAUAAUGUAUGUUCGUGCAUUUAAAAGAAAUGAACGAACAUACAAAAUCAGACAAAUUUGACUUUAAAUUCUCUUAAUUUUACAUAAUCAUGAUGCAGCACAGAUUCUUUUUCACUUUUCUUAACACCAACAAUGAAAUAAUGAAGAAUGCAUUUUUUUUAUAAAUGCAUCAAAAUAUGCCUCACUUCACUUUACACAUACAGUGAUAACUCAUGACACUGCGUGGACUGUUAUAGCAUACUAUGAGUUCUUACUACAGUUGAUUGUUGAGGUGUGUGCAUAGGUAGUCAUAAUGUAUUAUAAGCACCAAUCACUAGUUUAUAUCCAGUCAAGAGCAUUUAUGAGACACUUGGAGUUAUAAUUCACUAUAAGUCAGUAUAAUGUUUUAUGACUGUUGCUUCAGAAAGCAUUUUAUGUGUUUGAGUGUAGCAUUCAUAACUCAUUAUGAAUGCCUCCAUAACUCACUAUAGAUGUGGUCUUCACAGAAAUUGUUACUGAUUUCCUGGAUAUUUGGGCUUUUAAGGAAUACUAUAAUAAUAAUAAUAAUAAUAUGAUACAGGGCUUACAAUUCUGAAUUAAUUUAAUGUAAUAAAAAUGUUUUUGACAUCUUACAGUACUUCUUGAUGUUUCCUUCUUAUAAUAGUGUUUGCUCAUAAAUUUAACAAGCGGGCUAUAAAACCUGUCAAGUGUAACAUUUUUAUAUGACAAACAACAAAGACAACACAUUUUGCUCUGUCUCCAUAAGACAGAGGUGUAAUGAAUACAUGAUUUUGUUAUUGAAAAAAAAAACAAAAAGCAAAACAUUUGCAUUUACCGCCCUAUAACUAGAGGUCUUUGAGUUGUGAAUGAAAAAUAUCUGACUGUUGUGAAUGCUUUUAGGUAGUUGCUCUGUAAGAUAACAUGGUGCUUUCAAUGACCUUUUCUCAGAUGAUGGUACACAACAAAAUAUGAUAUAUGGACAUGGAAGUCUGGCCUUAGAAGUGGAAAUACUCAAAAUGUGUACAUAGAAUAAGAUGGAAUGUAAAUCUAUACAGUAGCUUCAUCCUACUUUAUUGUAAAGUCAACCCACUGAACGGGCAGUAAUAUGUUUCCAUGACCUUAAGUCUCAAAACAAGCUGUAUGUCCUUUUUUAUUUUAUUUAUUUUUAUUUUUUUACAGUAGCAUGCCCUAAUUAUCUGUGAUAACACUUAAGACUAGGGUGAGUACUGUGUAUGUAUAUAUGUAUAUAUACAUAUCAUAGUUGGUUUUGAAGUUUACUUGAGACAUUAAACAAAUUAUUAAACGCCUUGUCCAAUAGUCUAGUUGUGCAAUUGCCAAAACUUGUGCAUGAUCUAUGAUAUUGUCCAUUUUUGUCAAUUAUAUAAAAAUAGUCUUGUUUUGAAUCAUAUUUCUUACUGUGAACAAAUUGCCAUUUUAAAAUUGUUCAAAAUAA
Larimichthys crocea (large yellow croaker) is the source of this 6027-nucleotide messenger RNA. It is a transcript of the gene sorcs3b, whose product is annotated as sortilin related VPS10 domain containing receptor 3b. NCBI's taxonomy places the organism in Eukaryota, Metazoa, Chordata, Actinopteri, Sciaenidae. Gene Ontology annotation, molecular function: protein binding. The record is from RefSeq and is a predicted model, not a curated record. The transcript is spliced from 27 exons. The coding region runs from base 130 to 3861 and encodes 1243 amino acids. Gene Ontology annotation, cellular component: membrane.